Molecule: messenger RNA, 2420 nt
Organism: Bombyx mori (domestic silkworm)
Lineage: Eukaryota; Metazoa; Arthropoda; Insecta; Lepidoptera; Bombycidae
Product: ubiquinone biosynthesis O-methyltransferase, mitochondrial
Exons: 6
Coding region: 1095-1928 (277 amino acids)
Biological process (GO): ubiquinone biosynthetic process
Cellular component (GO): mitochondrion
Molecular function (GO): 2-methoxy-6-polyprenyl-1,4-benzoquinol methyltransferase activity
Source: RefSeq, a predicted model, not a curated record
ACAAUUAUAUUAUGGUUAUUUAAUCACAAUUCACCCGAAAUCAGCUGAAAAACAUAAUAGUAAUAAUAAUUUACUAUUUACGACAGCUACAAACAACAUAAUUUUAUAAUUUUAACAAUUUAAAAACAAUGAAAUAGUUUGUUAGUGAAAUAAUAUAUGUUCAUUCAUGCUAUGGCAAAUAGAGUGACAGUAGUAAAAAAGUAUAUUUCAAAAUAAUGUUUGCGAAAAUGAGUACCAAAGCGCUAAACACUUGGCGACUUGCAUGCUACCCUGCAUCUCCAGUUAUUAACCGGUAAAACUUUGCACAUACUUUCAAUUUCUCUAUUUAAGCUAUAUAACCAUAACCCCUAUAGGCUCUACUAUUUCUACUGCUUACCCAUGAGACAUUCUUCCAGUACAUUUUAAACUAGUUACAACUAAGACUAAACUGAAGAAUUGGUCAAGAUGAUACCUUCAUCUACUUUUUGCUAUCAAACCUCCCGCUACCAGAGUAGAGUUCACAGAUAUAAUCUGGAACAGCCGCAUUAAUCACAGUGCCGUUCUAGAGAUCUUUUUUGCCACGUACCAUCCCAUAAUUGCGAUAGCUCGUUGCUGUUUUCCAAGCACCAAAAGAGUAAACGAUUUUUUUCUGUUUUUGCUUUGGUAGGCAGAUGAGCAUGCGGCCUACCUGAUGGUAAGCAGUUAGUGUCGCUCAUGGACGUCCGCAAUGGCAGGGACAGAGUCAAACCGCUGCCUACCACUUUAAAUGAGGUUUACGAGUACUCAGCAGUAGGCAGCAACUUGAUUGUUCCACUAGGGCCAUAUGCUUGUAGUUGGCAGACAAAGGAAAAGCAAUAUAAAAAACUUAAUAGAAUUAAAACUUUUUAAUUAAAAGCUGCCAGUAACAGGCAAGAUAUGCAGAAGAAGGCCCAGAAGCAGUCCAAUGCGCUGGUUGGAUCAGGUACACUCUACCCUCAACAUCUGAGUCCAUGAUACCAUCCAUGCAGCCGAAGAUAGACUGAACUGGCACAAUAUAGUCCAAGAGAUUAUUCAUGACCAUCAACAUUAAGGAUUAUUAACAUGACAAGGAGGAGGAGGAGAGUAUAUACAACAUAAUGCUUGAUGAAUUUUCCAGAAUAAUCACAUAUCCAAAAUGGAGAUACUAUGCAACAGCCAAUUUAUACAGUAAAGAUGAGAAUCAUGGGCGUACUACACUUGAUUCCUCCGAGAUCAAAAUGUUUUCAAAACAAAUGAGUGAAUGGUGGGAUGUCAAUGGUUAUCUAAAAUCAUUACAUGCUAUGAAUAAAGUGAGAAUACCAUUAAUUAGAGAUGGUCUCAUACAAACAUCGGAAAGAACCUUAACACCUUUGCAAGAUAAAAAAAUUCUCGAUGUUGGUUGUGGGGGAGGCAUCUUGGCAGAGGGCUUAGCUAGACUCGGAGCGAAUGUGACAGGAAUAGAUGCAAGCGAAGAUCUCAUAAACUUAGCCAGAGAACACAGUGAAACUAAUCCAAAAAUAAUUAACAAUAAACCAACAUAUUAUCACUGUACUAUUGAGAAUCACAUUAAAACACAUAAAGAACACUAUGAUGCUGUUGUUGCAUCAGAGGUAAUUGAACACAUAACCGAUAAGCAGUUAUUUGUGAAUUCGUGCGUUGCAGCAACGAAACCCGGAGGUAGAUUAUUCUUCACGACGCCAAAUAAAACCAGGAUAUCGCAGUUCCUAACUAUAUUUGUUGUCGAAAAUAUUAUAAAAAUCGUAAAAAAAGGAACGCAUCAGUACGAUAAGUUCAUUACACCUAAUGAAUUAACUUUCCUGUUAGAGAGAAAUAACUGCCUAGUGGAAUCGAUAUACGGCUUGUUCUACAAUCCGUUAAACAACAGUUGGCAUUUUACAAACUCACAACUUCUACUAUACGCUUUACAGGCCAUCAAACUGAAGUCAUUGUAGUUUUAGAUUAUUAUUUUUUAUCGCCUAGAUGGGUGGACGAGCUCACAGCGCACCUGGUGUUAAGUGGUUACUGGAGCCCAUAGACAUCUACAACGUAAAUGAUCCACCCACCUUGAGAUAUAAGUUCUAAGGUCUCAAGUAUAGUUACAACGGCUGCCCCGCCCUUCAAAUCGAAACGCAUUACUGCUUCACGCCAGUAAUAGGCAGGGUGUUGGUACCUACCCGCGCGGAAUCACGAGGUGUAAGUACCACCAGUAAAAGUGAAAAGUUGGUUAAAGUUAUUUAAAGUAAAAACGUCUUUAGUAACUUUUGUGAUUUGGUGAAACGAAAAAACGUCCACAUUAAAAAGACAAACAUAAUAUGUUAUGUCCUGUGGCAGAAUAGAUAAAAAAGAAAUCCUUUCGAUCGCGUGCGAAUACACACCUUUCUUUUUUUUAAGAGUUUGUUAUUGUUAUGAUUUGAAUAAAAAUAAAAAUACUCUGAAUAAAACAC